CUCCCGGGCGGGCGGUGGGAGGGGGCGGGGCCUGCCCGUCAGUCAAGUGUGAGGCCGGCGGCGGUGGCGGGAGGUGUGGGGCUGCGCGCCGCGCCGCGCCGCGCCGGGCAGCAUGGAGGCGGCGGGGAAGGCGGGCGACGGCCGUAACGGCCAUGCGGAGGGCCCGGCGGCGGAGCGGGGCGGUGGGGCUCGGCUGCGGGGCUGUCGGGGUUUCCUGCGGCGCAACGCGCUGGUGGUGCUGACGGUGUCGGGGGUGGUGGCCGGCGUGGCGCUGGGCGCCGCCGUGCGCGGAGCGGAGCUGGGCCCGGCGCAGGUGGCCUACCUGGCCUUCCCGGGGGAGCUGCUGCUGCGGAUGCUGCGGAUGGUGAUCCUGCCGCUCGUCAUCUGCAGCCUGGUGUCGGGAGCCGCCAGCCUCGACAGCCGCUCGCUCGGCCGCCUGGGGGGCAUCGCCCUCGCCUAUUUCCUCGGCACCACGCUGUUGGCCUCCGGCCUCGCCGUCGCCCUCGGCUUCAUCGUCCGGCCCGGCGCCGGCGCCUCCUCCCUCAACGCCCCCGGGCUGGGGCUGCCGGGCGCCGUGCCCACCAGCAAGGAGACGGUGGAUUCCUUCCUCGACCUCGUCAGAAACCUGUUUCCUGCAAAUCUUGUUGCUGCAGCUUUCCGGACGUAUGCCACAGAAUAUAAGAUGCUGCUCAGAAAUACUACCUCUGGAAACGUCACGUGGGAAAAGAUCCCUGUCGGUACUGAAAUUGAAGGGAUGAAUAUCCUGGGACUGGUGUUGUUUGCUCUGGUUUUAGGAGUGGCGCUGAAAAAACUUGGCCGGGAAGGGGAAGAUCUGAUUCGCUUCUUCAAUUCAUUCAAUGAGGCAACUAUGGUCUUGGUUUCCUGGAUUAUGUGGUAUGUACCUAUUGGCAUUAUGUUCCUCGUUGGAAGCAAGAUUGUGGAAAUGGAAGAUAUUGUGCUUCUGGUGACCAGUCUGGGAAAAUACAUCUUCGCCUCUAUUCUGGGCCACUUCAUCCAUGGAGGAAUUAUUCUGCCACUUAUUUAUUUUGUAUCCACACGUCAAAAUCCAUAUCGUUUUCUCUUAGGACUUGUCACACCACUUGCCACUGCUUUUGCCACUUGCUCCAGCUCAGCCACUCUCCCGUCAAUGAUCAAGUGUAUUGAGGAGAACAAUGGAGUCGACAAGAGGAUCAGCAGGUUUAUCCUUCCUAUUGGGGCAACGGUAAACAUGGAUGGAGCUGCUAUUUUUCAGUGCAUGGCAGCUGUGUUCAUUGCUCAGCUGAACAAUGUGGACCUCAACCCUGGGCAAAUCUUCACAAUUCUCGUGACAGCUACCGCGUCCAGCGUGGGUGCAGCCGGUGUCCCAGCUGGAGGAGUCCUCACCAUCGCUAUCAUCCUGGAGGCCAUUGGACUUCCGACCAACGAUCUCUCCUUGAUAUUAGCAGUGGACUGGAUUGUGGACCGAACCACCACAGUUGUGAAUGUGGAAGGGGAUGCCCUAGGAGCAGGCAUCCUUAAUUACCUGAAUGAAAAAGAAAAGAAAAACAAAGAGCAGGAGCUAAAAGAAGUCAACGCAGAAGCAGUUGCUAACAGCAAGUCUGAAGAAGAAACAUCACCUUUGGUAACCCACAAAAACCAAGUCUCCAACACAACCAGUACAGCAGACCCUGAAUCCAAGGAAUCAGUAUUGUGAACUAGAAGCUGUUUGUCAACACGCGUCCCAGAGCUGGACCAGGGACUUGUUAACGCUCCUAGACGUUUGCAGUGCUAACAAGAGCUGGAUGGCUCUUGGAAGUUUUCGGUUCUGGUCUGUUUUGAAAUACGCUGGCCUGGGGAAAGGGAGGGAGGUGGGGUGGGCAGAGAAGGGGUGCUGAAGAAGAACACGCGCUUUGUAAUAGUAUUUUGAUAAUUCAUAUGUAUACACGUAUAUGUGUUGCAUGUGCACACACAUAUACAUGUAUGUGAAAACAAUGCCAUCGAGACUUCUGGUUUAACAAGACUUCUGUUAGUAGAGGCUCAUAAGGGUUGGAGAUGGGAGAGUAGACAAACCCAGCAUGUGCUUUCUGUAGGGAAAAAUUAGUAGGCUUAUUGUGCUGCUGUUCGAAUGGAGAUGCAGUCUAGAAACUCCAGAGUGGGUGAAAAUGUUGCUUAAAUUUAGUUUCUGUCCUGGAAACACUUGCCGACCAUUACAGACACGAUAUGAAGCAAAAUUUUUCUCCCACUGCCUUUCCUCUCCUGUUCUCCAAUCUUUUAAAAAUGUCAAAUAUAUCCUGAAAACUAGCUUUUUCUUUGUUUUUAAAAUUUUUUGUUUCAUAUCUGAGUUAAUAGCUUAUAGGGGUCCAACCCUUGUUCUGUUCUCCCACUGCAUUGCAGCUCACAGCAGCUUUCCUGCCUUGUGAUGAGUAACUCCUAAACUUUGGGACCAAACAUAGGAGGUCUUUGUGCAGAUCAAGGAGCGGUUUUCUCCUUUCCUCUAACCAAGCUGUUAAGGAAGAAAUCCAGAGGAAACACAAAUUUUGUUAAAGUAAUCCCUCUGGGGCUGAAAAAAAUGUAGUCUGGUCCAGCAUAAAUAUGUCUGAAGGAGUCUUGCCUUUAACAAUAUCAAGAAAUCAAGAAGUCAGUUCACUUCAUGAAAACAGGUGUGCUCCUUUGCUAGCACGCCAUGUCCUGCUCAUGUUUGUUUAAUGGGUCACUCCAAACAAGUUAAGUCAUACCCCUCUUCCAGCAAAAUUGCGCAGGGGAGGAAAAAAUCUGAACACGCAGCAUGUGGGAACUGACGACAGGCAAGUCGUGAGUGUUGGCUUGAAAGGGGAGGAGAAGAGGUGAGUUUGUAACCCCGUGUAGUUCAGUGAUCUCUAUGUGUUGGGACAGCUGCGUACCUGUUCCUGCUAGGAGUUUGGUCCUGCUAUAAAUGUCCUUCUAGCAGCAGCUUACAUUUAGUAAUUUUGGGUGGUGCUGGGCCGGGGUAAUGCUUCGUGGCAGAUGGUAACCUUUGCUUGAGGCUGAGCCAAAUGCUUCUGGAUUCUGACUCCACCUUAUUUCUUUUACAACAUACUUCCUGAAUUUGCACCCCAAACCUGAACAAAGUCCGGCAAACUCAUUGCAAAGAUCCUGUUGAUUUAUCUUGGCUUUUUGGACAGCAAAUAAUUACAAAAUUAUGGCUGUGCAUAUGCCAAGAUUUGCCUGGACUUGUGACGCUUUCCCUUGGCUACUUUAGCAAGAUGAUUGCAUAUGGUCAGUCUCCACACUGUUAAUUCAGCAAUAUAUAUUUGCACUUAGCUUUGAUAUAAAGUAAUGCCAAGUCUCCCUUUUUCUUCUCCUCUCUUGCUUCAGAGGAAGCUGUCUUAGAAAGAUACCCCUUUGCUGAUGUUUAUGUUCAUGGCACUAGGAAGAGGCAACUCAAAUUUCAUAGCAGCAGCCUUCAUUUGCAAAGCAUCCUUCUUGGUAAAGGGACACAAUGAAUUUUGCAAAAAGACGCUCAGAAUGAGAUGUGGCUACCUCUGAGGGAAAACACAGUGAGUGCGUCAUCACUGGCUGUUUAAUCAUGUGCAGCAGGGCUAUGCAAACAAUCAAAAGUAGGAAAGGAUUAGUCAGCCCACUGAGAAACUGAAGGUGAAGUUUCUUUUUAACCAGUUUGUUUAUAACCAUGUCCACAAAAUUUGUUCAUUUCUUGGCUCAUCUUCAAAAUGUAAGGAGACAAACACAAUUCUCUGGGGACAUCCUUUGCUCAGUAUUUAUUGUUUUAUUUUUCAGCAGAUCAAGACCCACUGAAACUUUGCAUUUCCUCCCAUUAGAAUCAUCCCAACUCCUUUCAACUCAGGAAACCAAAAGCGCACUUUGUAGCUGACAAUGAAAGUCAACAAAUAAGAGGUUUUUUUUUAAAAAAUGUUGGAGGUUUGAAAAAAUGGUUUUCAACAAAACCCUUUUUUUUUUUUUUUUUUUCCAAACAAGUCUAAUUAUUUCUUUGAAAAAUCUGAAUGCACCAGAAUCUCAAAUACUUUGAUUUUAAAGCAGUAUAUGGAUGUUUCAAGGAAGCUGAAAAUCAUGACUAUUCCCUGUGGGCUGGGUUUCUGUAGUUGCAUUUUAUCCCUCGUCAGACAUUUAGCUCCUCUGAUACUCUCCCUCACCACGACACAUGCAGCUGGGAUCAGGACACGAGAGCAGGCAGCCCUCAAAUGGCAAUUCCCAUGAAGCGUCACAGCACCAUUUUGGACUAUAGCAUUUCUCAAUUUUUAUUUUUUUCACCUAGAGCUGUUGUUACCCACAAGUAAAAGUACUUGUCUGGGCAAGUCCAAAGGCUGGGCUUCCUCACAAGCAACAGCUUGCUAUUACUGUACUGAUGUUUUUGUCCUCUGGUGCUGCAGCUUGAUUGUGCCUCAUCCUUGUAGCAGUGUGUAGCUGUGGCAAGUUUCUUUCUGACAGUAGAUCCCAGGAAAUGGUAAAUUAAAGCAAAUACCUCAGAGUCGUCUUAGUAUUUUCCAAUAGCAAUUCAGAAGCUCAGGGUCUUUGCUGAAGAAUGCUUCUCCCAGUCCCCACAAGUGGAUUGCCACGUUUUGCAUCAAUCUGAAUGUCUAGUUCCAUGUAAAGCUUGAUAGAGCACUCAGAUUUAAGGAGGUCAAAUCAUUCUCGUGGCAGGAGUUGAACCAAGGAAAUUCAACACUCCUGGAAACAGCUGCCAUAGGGUUUAUAUGAACCAUGAGUAUUUGCGUCUUGAACCUGCCAGAAAUCUGUAAUCUUACAGAAGCCCCACUUUAGACUUACAACGGUGCCAGUUCUUUUGUUGUUCGUGCACAGCAAGAGGGAACCCAGAGUUUUCCAUGGAAGCAGGAACGCUGGGUAACUGCUGCUUGUCAGAACAUCACCUUGGUCUUUUCUGUGUCAUCUGUGUCAAAAAUCACAUUUCUUGCUUUUGUGUGAUGUUCCCAUUCCUUGUGAUGGCCAUGCCACAUCUUCUAGGGCUCUCCACCUGCCUUCAGAUGUUUUUUUCUUAAGGUACAAAUGUAAAAGAUCCAGUAUUUACACUGGGACUGUAAAAAAUGUGGCACAUUUCAACAACUGCCCUUGUAACAACGUGAAUCCUGACUGAAAGCCUGAUGAGAUGGAUUUGUCAUUUGCUUCAAGUGGUCAAGGUCUUGAGGUGAGGCCGCUGUGAGGGAAAUGAAAGGGCUGUUGAAGAAUGUGCAUUUUAGAUGCUGUCCUUGACCUGCAGUGCAAUGUGCUACACUGGGAGGUUCCUGUUUCAGGUCCCCGUGCAGCCUCACUCCAAGAGGCUGUGAGCUGAGGGGGUGCAGCCAGUAGUACCUGCUCUGCUCUCACACAGGCACUCCACAAAUCUGGUGCUGGUGUGGUAUUUAACUCCGGUAUCUCUUGACCAGACGUAUGUUUAUGUUAUCCCAACAUGAUUGUAAAUUGGAAACCUGUAGUCAGUUGCUUUUUCUUUCAAGAGGAAAUAAAUCCCAUCUAGAAAACCCUAUUUUUCUUUCCAGUUUUAGCCUUUUUUGCGGAAGGUACAAAUUCUCUCCUUACGAAACCAGUCUACAAUAGCUCAUGUCCUACCCUCUAGGACAGUGAUUGCUUUUUGGGAGAAAGAUAGAGGAAUAUGGAAGAGAACAGUCUGCAAGCCUUUGGUGUAUGCUAUCCCAUUUUGUCUCCGAUGCCAUUUAUUCUAUCACUUUUACCUUCUCGUUUUCAGUGAGGUUUCUUUGACUGUUUUGGACCAUCUUUUAUUUCUUCUUUUCCAGGAUUGGCUUUCCACUCCAUGCUUUAUCCAUCACUGCCUGAUCUCAUCCCGUUUCCUGGAAUGUUCUAUGCUGGUUUUAUGUAUUGGCGGCUCAGGCGUAAAUGGGAGAGUGGACAAGGUUUUGAGGGUUCCAGCUGGUCCUUGGGAAAGUAGUUUGCAUUCUGCCUUGCUCGUGUCCUUAACUCACCAGAGGUUUGUGAGAUUUAACAAAUUAUAGAGUUGAUCUGAGAGUGCGGAGCAAUAUCUGUCUCUCAUCCUGAGAAAGGUGCUUGUUCCGUGCUGUGGGAUGUGGCUAUGGAUUGCUGAAAAGCUGUAGUGAGCAAUGGGGGGUGCCAGCACUUGGCUGCUAUUAGGGUAUUUUCAGUAAAGACCCAUUAUUUCCAGGAACUGAGCUUUAGCAGAGCCUCGGCUGGUGUGUUGGUAAUUGCACUACAAGAUUCAGUAAUUGCAAAGGACUUUAAACCCUUCUGGGGAUGUCUUUUGCAAUCACGAUGCCUUUUGUGUUGAGAACAGACUAGGGCCAAAUCCAGGGCUUCCCGUGGAGGGAUGUGACAAACAGGACUGUGUCCUUUGGAUGUAACAGAAAUGUGGAGCCAGCCAAAGUGCCAAAUCAGUUGGUGAAACAACCUCUACUUUGUCUUUCUGGGCAGCCCUGUUACUGGCUGAAGAGGCAGUGCCUUGAGCCAGAGGUGGCAAGAGGUUGCAGGGACAGUAUGAGGGGCAGGAAGGUUUUAUAUGUGCUUGCUCUGUUCCUAUACUCUUCCUGGGACAUUUGUUGUGGCCGGUGACAGAGAUGGACAUGAGCCAGUGUCACCAUUCUUAGACUCGUUCUCCUGUGGUUCCUCUAUAUUUUACAGCAAGAAUAAUGAAAACUGAGGCAUUUAGGCAGUUCCUCCUUCAGUCAAGUCAAGUGCCUUGGUAUCUUUGUGGCUGACCACCUUGCCGUAUGUUGUCAGUUAUGUCCUUGAGAGCUUGCAAACAGUACAAAACCACCGCUUCAUUCUGCAAAAAUUUGCAAUGUUGGUCCACUAUCAGGGCUGAAUCUUCACUCUGGUCCUCUGGUAGCACAGCACGUUUCUGCAACCACUGGAAAGCAUCCUCCUGUUGGAAAUCAUAAUUUUUAAUGCUGACCCUCCCACAAGCAGUAAGCAAUGGGCCUCGGGUAGGAAGUCAAAGGUCCAAAAGACAAACUCAUUAAAGGAAAAAUGUCACGUCUUCAUUGAUGGUAACUGGACCAUGGCAGUUCAUAAUCACUCACAGUCCUGCCUGUAGUGACUGAUCCUGUGACAGAUGAACAGCACAAACUUAAGCAGGUCACAUAAAUCUGCCUGUGCUUCCUUUUGGUAAAUUAAGUUUACAGAUACUUACCUGUAUCUCACAGGCAAUAGUGUGGAGGAUAGUGAAUCGCUGUGUUUGGAAAGCACUCUUAGGACACAGAGCUCUAAAUCUUAAAUAAGAAUGAACUUUUCAAAAAUAUGAAAGGAAUCAAAUAAUUAAAGUAUGCAUCAUGAAGUCAGACUUGCAUUGUGCUAGAGUAUGACUGACUUUGUGACAGAAAGGAAAUAUCCAGUGCCUGCCUUUGCUGGGCUAAUUCAGGGGAAACUAGUGUCAGUGUGAGUUGCAUUUCCAAAAGCAGAUGUGAUUUAGUCAAGGAGGGCACAGUGCCCUGUUAUUUCUGCCUCCUUCCAUCUACACCUGGCAUGCCAUUAAAGAUUAGCUUCAGGUAAAUUAACAGACCCUGACAUGGAUUCAACAUCUAAAUUAGGAGUCCUGACAGCUUAGUUUCUAUGGAAGAAAGAGCUUUUCAACUAAAAGGACCAAGUUGUCUUGUUGGCAGUAUGGGUGAAAAAGGUGCAGAAGAAGAAGAAAGAGCUGGAGUGUUGCAGAGGGAGCAUCACAGAAGACAGGGUAAGCAAGCGGAGAAAGAAGCUAAGACCUGAAGGAAGCAUCUUUUCAUUGGCAUUUUGGUACAGAGAGCAUCAAAAAGACUGCAGGCAUUUGUCUGGCAUGUAGCAGGGAUGAUGCAAAUCCUUGCUGGCUGACUGGCCAGGAUUUGCAGGGAGAGGCACUGCUGAGUGCUGCUGUUUCUGAAGCACAUGGUCACUGAGCAACAAGGAAGCAUGCAGCGUGCCACCGUGGAGCUCUGGUAAGCCGCUUCUGGCUGCUAGCCAUGACCACAUAGAAAUAACGGUACAGUUCUGGAUCAGGGAUUGACCCACAUUCCUCUUGCAGGAUAGCUAGGACAAAUGCUGCUCAGAUAAAUACAUGGUAGCCAUUAUUCUCCGAGGACAAAGAAGACCUUGUUAUCUAUGUGAGCAUUUUGAUGAAAGCCAUGUUCGCUUGCUAUUUCAGUUUCAGGGAGGAGGGAAAAGGAUACAAUAAAUGAUUUGAAACUUUUCCCAGACAUUGGGCUACACGUUAAGACAGUUGCCACUGAAUAUUUUAAGUCUGAUGAGAAGUGAUCAAGAGCCUUAUUAGGCUCCUGUAGCUCUCUGUCUUCACGUCGGGGCACGGGCUUGGGAAAUUAAUGUUAACGUGGUAUUCGUUCUCUGCAUGGGGUCUUUACAGACAUUUGUGACCAGCAGACACCGUUUCACAGCUGCAGAAGUGAAUGCAUGCAGAAAAAGGUGAAAGAAUGCUUCCUUGAGUCAUGCAAAGAGUCACCAAGCAGACUAGGAGCAGAUCUCGAAUCCUAAAGCCAAGGUAGCUAACAACUGUCACCUCUCUAAAAACAUAUAGGGGUGGGUUAUAAAUACAUUUGAGUAUUGAUACCAGACUAGUAAUAGCAUAUUAGUGCAGGAUGAUCACUUCUCUUUUUGGAGGGAUGGAAGGGGAGAAGUGUAGACGUAGGAAUUCUCUUCCCUCUAGGAUGGGUUUUUUAAUAGAAAAGGAAAAAGAAAAUCUCUGUCAUUCAAGAGUUCACGGUACUGUUACCAAAUUCUAUCUCGGUGUCAGCAGAUAUGCUGUCAUCAACAGCUGUGAAAUCUCAUUGGAUUUAACCAUUGAUCUCGAUGCCAGCAGGAGGCGAGGACUCUGGACAUUUCAGCACACCAACUGCUCUUACUUGAAGUCCUGCUCCAGAAACAUUUAUACUUGUGUUUCCCAAGGCCACAGAUGCUGUUUGCAAGGCAAGCAGGCCUACUGACAGGAACCAACAUGAGGAAAUUCAUUUUGAGCCAACCCUGUGGUAAUGCAAAGCUAACUGUGUGGUUUUAAGCCACAGAGACCAAGAAAUUUGGUAUUAGAUGUUCCUUAGGAUAGUUUUUGCUUGCUCCUUCUGAUAACGACAUUGAGAAAGUAAUACCAUUCUUUUGCAAGCAUGUAUUUAGUAACUGAAGCUAAACUGCAUGUGGCACAUUGGUGCAACUUAAGUUAAUUGCAGUUACAUGCUGCAGAAAGAAAUUACCAAGGGGAAUCUCUGAAGGAAACUGUUUACAUAUGUCUGGAUCCCCAUGGAUGACAUUUCCACAGAAAGAAUUGUGCUUAACCAUAAAAAGUACUCCAAAUAUUAACUGGUUUGGAUUGUAGCUUUUUUAAGAACCAGAAGGAAUGCCACAAAAUGGGUGGGCCAGGGCCUUCACUGGUGUGCAUUAGUGUAGUUUCCUGAGCUUUCAGUUGCCUGUGAACUUCUGAUGGAGGCAGUACCUCCUUAGCAGCAUAGGGUUUUGGUCUGGCCCUCUUAAGAUAUUCAUGUUCAGUAAAGCAGCAAUAAAAGAACAUUUUAAAAACUUCUUGGCUGUAACUAGAGGCAUUUUCCUUGCUCACAGUCUUCUUACGACACGGUGCCUCCCACAAGAAAAAUGUGUUUCCUAGAUGGUCAGUGUUGAGGCAAAAGCAAAACUUCCUAAUUUUUUUAUCAGUUUUCCUUCUCUGUAUCCUUCUUGCAGUGUCUGCCCUGACCCCAGCAGGACCAGGCUCCUGUAAUACCUAGAUUAAAUUUAAGGAUAUUCUAGUCCCAUGUGAGGAUACAGACUGUCUCACAUCCUGUUAUGAGGGGAUGGAGAUGUAGCUUCAACUUCGGAGGAGGGGCUGGGUUGAAUAACACCCUACUUCAUUAAGGCAAUACCGUAAUGACAUUUUACACUUAAUAAAUCAAGUAAUUUUGACCAAGCUAGCCCAGCCCUGGCUGCUUCCCUGCUCUGCCCCACAGUAGAUGCUCUGUUGAAAUUACUUCCCUGAAGACCAGUGUGGAGGUAAUGUGUUUGCCAUCCCUGAAUAUUCCAGUCUUUUAAGAUUAUAGUCUUAUUUAGACUCUCUCUGUUACUAUCCCGACUAUGCUUCGGUGAGGUCAUCCACCAAGCACGUGCUGUACAAGAUGGAGACCACGUGUAGCACUACAAAUAGCUGAGCGUACCUCUGCUAAAUGGGAGAUGAGCCUCUUUUUCUCAAUUGCUUCUUGGUUUUAGCAAGCUGAGACUGACUCACGCUCCAUGAGGGUGAAGAUUUUGGUUAGAUUUUGAUUAAUCCCUCUAGAUUCAGGGACAGCAGGACCACCCCUAAGACGUGAGGAGUCUCCUUCUGCAGCAGAGGUAUACAGUCUGCCUUAUUACCCUUAAAGGUGCCUUGUCCUGGUUCCUUUCAGGACAAAUUCCAAGUUGCUCUUUGGCUCUUCAGUAUAACUAUGCACCAAAGGUGAGAGAUUCCAUUGUCCCUGGAGACAGGAGGGAGCACAUGAUGUCCUGGUGUGGGGCAGGGAAAGUGAGUUUCACUUCUUUAUCCUGUAAGCUCUCUGUCAGCAAUCCUGCCUCUGAUGCGUGUAUGCGUGUGUGUGCUUUUAUUUCUACAUGAACACAAAUUGCUCUAAUUAGCAGGGAGGAUUCUUGUAUUUUUAUACGCUAAGCCAUUCAAUUAAUUACUUUAAUAAAACGACAGACAGAUGAACUCUGAAAUUCACUGCCAUCUGCUCUAGUACAAUCCAGUAUCACUGAUACAAAGCUAUCUGCCUUCAGAUAAAACCUAGUGCUUAGAGUAACCACUCCGUUCAGUAAGUACUUGUGCCACGUGGGUGUGUUGGUCCCUGUGAACGUCUGUAACUGUUCCUCUUUUAAAGCUAUGGGUUUGAUCCAUGUGGCUCUGUAUCAGCCUUUUUAUUAUCUACCAAGAACAGAUGUAUGUGCACGUAUGCAAAAAAAAAGGACCAUAUUGCUGUGUCUGGGGGUGUGUGACCCUGUGGUAGAUAUUACAGAUGUUUAUUGUGUAAUGCACCCUUCGGCGUAAAAAACUCUCCCUGCCUGCCUGGGGAGAAAACAGUCCUGUGGCUCGAGUUGAGAUGGUUUGUUGCAUUAGGAGGGUGACACAUUAGGAUGCUCUCUCUCUCUCUUUUUCCCUUCUAUCAUGGAAAUGUGUAUUUGUUCUCUCUUUGUGUAGCUUCUCAAUCUGAAAUAAAAAUCACCCCGAAUAGAA
This is a messenger RNA of Tyto alba (common barn owl), 11143 nucleotides long. RefSeq names its product solute carrier family 1 member 4 (gene SLC1A4). Gene Ontology annotation, molecular function: symporter activity; L-alanine transmembrane transporter activity; L-serine transmembrane transporter activity. Bases 113 to 1693 code for a protein of 526 amino acids. The transcript has 8 exons. Gene Ontology annotation, cellular component: plasma membrane. Lineage: Eukaryota; Metazoa; Chordata; Aves; Strigiformes; Tytonidae. Gene Ontology annotation, biological process: L-glutamate transmembrane transport; L-serine transport. The record is from RefSeq and is a predicted model, not a curated record.